Molecule: messenger RNA, 1612 nt
Organism: Seminavis robusta
Lineage: Eukaryota; Bacillariophyta; Bacillariophyceae; Naviculales; Naviculaceae
Source: the annotation of a GenBank genome assembly
CAGUAUGCCAUUGCCAGAUACCGGUACCAGAUACUAGUAUGCAGAUUGCCGAUGCGAUCUCAGAAGAGGUGAGGCGUGACUUGAGUCACGAGUUCUCUGCUUCCGUCUUAGCGAAGACGGCAGGGUCUUGGCAUCUUCAAGUUUCUUCCUCUGCCCUUUCGUCCUAGCUACCGUAUUGAAGUAGACAGCACCAUGUCGGCAAAUCCUCCUCCCAAUAAGCGGCUCAAAGUAGCUACUGUUACUGCUCUGGGUUCUCUUUGGGAAACCACAGUAUUUUCCUUUCUGGACACCAAGACGUUGGUAUUCAAAGUCAGGGGAGUGAAUCAAGAGUUCCGUCGAGCAGCUGGAAGCUUGGUGCAGCAACGAAUUUUGGGGCAUGAGUGGAGCCAUACGGCAACCAACAAUGACAUGGAUGAUCAUUUGCGGCAUGUGACAUUGUCCAUUCGGAAUUUGCACACCAAGAACUACAGCACCCAAGAGGAUCUCGUGGGACGUGCUGUACAAACCUGCGAGAAAUGUUGGGAAAGCAAGGGAAUGUCAGACCCUGGUGUCUACGAGUAUCUUCGUUUUAUUACCGAAGAAGAAGAUGACGAUGAACGAGAAAUUCACGAUGCGGUUUCGGACGAUUUGGAAUUGAACAAUGAUCUCGUCCGAAAAGCUCUCCAGGAAAAGGGAGCACUCUACGCCAACGAGGGGUAUGGCUGGGAGGUGGAGAUUUCAUUCACAUCCAAGCCGAGUGUCUUGGAGGAACUCAUACAAGGAACUCCCUUUGAGAAGAAUCCAUUUUCCAUUGUGGAAUUGGAAGAGGAAGAUUUGAAGGAAAAGGAGGAAGCCAUUUUUCUCGCAAGGUGCAUGAAACUGUUGCUCCAAGAAGCAAAGAUAUCUUCUAGUACAAUGGGUCUAGCCAAGCAAAAAUGCCUCAUCUACCAUCCUGAUUUUGAUGAAGCCAUUGCCUAUUCAGGAACAGAAUAUUGCCUUCAAUUCAUGGUGACAACCGGCGAUGGCGGCAAAGAGGUUCCAUUGGAACUUUUCAUCCGAGGAGAAAUGAGAUCCAGGGAUUAUCUAGACGGCUUUCUGUAGUCUAACAAUGUUGUGAACGUGCACAAUCUUCACUGCCUCUGGCCAGGUGUACCGAAAGGACAAAGACACAGGUCUCCCAAAGAGGACCAAGAGGAGGGAGAGUGAUUUCUACUUGGAGCGGCUUGUUGCGAGGGGUCAUCAUGGUGCUGGAUUCUAUACGGCUGACCGACCUCAACAAUGGCAAACUCCACCAUCAUGGUGCAGGAUGUAGGAGAGGGCAGCCAGGGAAAAGGCGGGGCCGCGUCUGAGAGGUGGUAGGGCAGUGACCCAACCAACUAAACACUACACAUUUGCAAUCACCAAUGACACCACUACUAGUAGAUCUGGGAGGCAGGUGCCUGCUUAGAAGUCUGGUUCUGCCACACUAGCUAGUACUUACAUGACGCACAGUUCCCAACCAAGGAGACAAUUGAAUGCUACACUCCGCCUGGAUGGUGCAACCCCGUUCUUUGCGGCAAGAAGAUCAAUCCUCCAACACAAUCUUUAAUGAAGUAGGUGCAAUGUCAUAGGUUCUGUGUUUUUCUUCUUCGAA